Cottoperca gobio is the source of this 2368-nucleotide messenger RNA. Its product is annotated as immunoglobulin-like domain-containing receptor 1. Bases 182 to 1864 code for a protein of 560 amino acids. Gene Ontology annotation, cellular component: plasma membrane. Gene Ontology annotation, molecular function: high-density lipoprotein particle receptor activity. Lineage: Eukaryota; Metazoa; Chordata; Actinopteri; Perciformes; Bovichtidae. The record is from RefSeq and is a predicted model, not a curated record. The transcript is spliced from 8 exons.
CUCUGCGGCUGUAAACACUCGUCUUUCACAGCCUGCCUCGCAAACAUGGCGUCUUCAGCGUGAAGAAGAGUUACUAUGCGGAGCAACGUUUUCCUCCAAACAUUCAGGAUUGCUGGCGGACUUUGAGUCGCCUACUGAAGGAUAGGAGUGAAGCUUCCGCGGAGGGAUACAGAGCAGCGAGAUGGGAAAUAUGAUACUGAUGGCGCUUCUGCUGGCUCACCUGCCAACAGAGCUGCUGUCCAUCCAGGUGAUCGUUCCAGAGACGGAGAGGAGUACGACUCUGUUCGCCUCCGUGAUCAUUCGCUGUGACUAUUCGACUUCAGCGAACCCUCAGGAUGUCCUGGUCACCUGGAGGUACAAGUCCUUCUGUAAAGACCCGGUGCUGGACUACUACUCCACAGCCUAUCAGGCCUCUCUGCAGCUGGGUCAGGACCCCGCCAAUGACUGCCCGGACCGCCAGCGCACAGUGCGCACAGUGAUCCAGAAGAGGGGCAUUAAUGAGCCCAUGCUGGGUGCAGACUACAGGGAACGCAAGAUUACCAUUCAAAACAAGGCUGACCUGGUCAUCAAUGAGGUGAUGUGGUGGGAUAACGGCGUGUACUUCUGCUCCAUCGACGCUGCCGGUGACACGUCGGGCGACUCGGACCGGGAAGUCAAACUCAUCGUGUACCACUGGCUGACCGUCCUGUUGAUCAUCCUCGGUGCGCUCCUGCUCCUGAUGCUCCUCUGCAUAUGUUGCUGUCAGUGCUGCCCGCAGAAGUGCUGCUGCUACGUCCGCUGCCCGUGUUGUCCACAGACGUGCUGCUGCCCGGAGAAAGCUGUGAUGCAGCACAGGAUGAUCCGAGACGCUCAGAAGGCCAUGGCUCCUUGGAUGAACGGUCAACCCAUUUACGCUCCUAUUAGCUCCAACCCCUCCUCCCAGGGCGUUCCCAUACUGUACUCGGGCUCGUACUCGGACUACCCCACCAAGCAAAACUUUGCCAUGGCUCCCAUGCAGCUGUCGCCCAUGGACCUGCAGCAUCAGCACCCUCCUCCUCCACACCAUGUGAACAGCAGUGUGCGAGGCAUCAACCAUGGCUCCGGCCAGGUGUUGGAUUACCUGGAGAACCAGAUGAGGGGGCUGGACGUGAGAGUACCUCAAAUGGCUCCAUACGCUCACCAGAACAUGCUCCCGUUACAGCCUCAGCUCCAGCCUCAGCCGGCUCCUCAAGUUGUUCCCUACACUCCGGGGCCCCCGAGUAUGUUGUCAGCCCUGGGUGAUAUGGGGGUGAGAGGGGUGGAGAGAAGGGUCAUCACCCUGCCUCCUAUAAUCCAGCGUGUCCCCAGCUUUUCCUCGCACAGGGCGCCUGGAGGUGGAGACGGCUUCAGAGGAGGUCCCAGAAUAUCCAGCCAGUCCAGCGGGAGCACAAACCGCUCUGGAGGAGGUCUCCCCCGCGACAGUCGGGGCUACAGAGACGUCUCUCCUCCCAGACGGGGGAUCCUGCGCGAUAACAUCGACGACUCGGAAUGGGAGAACAGGCGAGCAAGAGCGCCACACAGGGGUUCGAGGAAUGGGAGAGGAGGCUCGGCCGGGAGGAGAGGAGGUGCAUCCAGACCGCGUCCUCGCAGUCGUGACGACUUGAUGGAUGAGCUGCACAGCAGAGCAGCUCGGAGGCAGAGGAGCUACUCGCCUCCUCUGCGUCGCCAAGGAUCCUGGAGCUCAGAUGAGGAGGACAGCAGGGGAAGGAAAGGAGGGAACGAUUGGCCAGAGAAGCCCCCCAGCUACUCCUCCAUUGAGAACCAGCCUGGACGCGGUAACGGCCGGAGGAACUACGACCGUCUUUCUGAUAGAAGUUCCCGUAGCGGCACCAGCGUAGUAAUCUGAAGCAUUUCUAUCUUUUAUUUUUUAUUACUUUUUACCUGAAUGUUUCCAGAACGGUGAAAAUGAAGACGAACAGUAGGUACCUUGGUAUAACUGUUGUUGUAAACUGUGAUGGGGAGUCCUGUAAAUGUGCUGCAUGGAUAAAGUUUUACUGCGUGUAAUUUGGUUAAACAUGGCAGAUAAUGCAGUUCUAAGUGUGUGUGACUGUCGACUGUGUCGCUGUCUUUUGGUGUAAAUGUUUUUGUUUUUUUAAUAAUUUCUUAUUUUUGCAUAAUUCCUUGUCCUAUUUAAAGUGUAUUUUUUACCUUUCAUCCAUAAUAACAUUAUAAGACGGCAAUAAAAAGUACGUUGUGUGUCCAUUUGUAGAAAGAUGGACUCAAUUCAAAAAGUCCUUUAACUAACAACCCCGACCUAUAAUUGUUAAUGUCAAUAAUGUUUUGUUACAAACAUGAAUAGAGUUGUAUUACGCUUAAAUGUGUAUGUUUUAAAUAAACCUUUUUAGAUACA